This is a messenger RNA of Mucor velutinosus, 2529 nucleotides long. RefSeq names its product serine/threonine protein kinase. Gene Ontology annotation, biological process: microtubule-based movement. The transcript is spliced from 12 exons. The coding region runs from base 1 to 2529 and encodes 842 amino acids. The record is from RefSeq and is a predicted model, not a curated record. Gene Ontology annotation, molecular function: microtubule binding; microtubule motor activity; ATP binding. Lineage: Eukaryota; Fungi; Mucoromycota; Mucoromycetes; Mucorales; Mucoraceae.
AUGAUAACAGCAUCACACAGCGACGGCCCUAUUACACCGCCAGCCACGCCAUUAUGGAAUCAAUCAUCCGCCAAGUUUUCAAGCAACAUACCCAUUCCAAUGAACAGCACCACCACAUCGUAUCCCAGCCCUACCACAUCUUCCUCAAGAUCCUCAUCUUCAGCCUCGCUUCGACCUUCAUUUUCAACAAGAUCCACCUCAAUUCGAGAGAAUGUACAGGUCAUGGUACGAUGCAGACCUCGAUCUGAAAAAGAGCUAGAGUACGAUGAAGAGCCUUGCUGGUUAAUCAGUCCUGAAGAGGGAUUAAUUGAGCAAGCCAGAUUGAAGACUCCAAACAGUAUUCGGGCCUUCUACUAUGAUGUACAAGGCUGGUAUCCUCGAUCUUGUGAGAUCCGCCAUGAUGGGUUACAAUGGCACUGUAUUUGCGUAUGGUCAGACAGCCAGCGGAAAGACUUAUGUACCGAAAAGGAGCCGGGCGUCAUACCCCGUGCAGUGCAAGACGUCUUUUCCUACAUUGAAGAGGAUACCAAUGGAAGAGAGUAUCUACUGCGAGUGUCUUACAUGGAAAUCUACAAUGAAAAGAUCAAGGAUUUGCUAUGUGUCGAGAAUACAAGCCCCGAGAUCAUUGAAGACAAGAAAGGUGUUUAUGUGCGUAAUCUCAAAGAAGUCAUUGUCAAGACAUCAGAAGAAGUGAUGAACUGCAUCAGAGAAGGCGAAGGCAACCGACAUAUCAGUGCAACAGAUUACAAUGUACGCAGCAGUCGAUCGCACACCAUCUUCCAACUGGUCAUUGAGAGCCGCUCCAAGGGAAUCCCAACUAGUGCUAAUAGAGGUGUCCGGUUAUCUCAGUUGAAUCUGAUUGAUUUGGCCGGUUCUGAAAAAGUAGCUACCGAUGUAGAACGAAGAAAGGAAGGCGCCUACAUCAACAAGAGUUUGCUAACCCUAGGAAACGUUAUCUCCAAACUCACAAGCAAUGAGCCCGCUUCUCAUAUUCCCUUUCGAAACUCGAAACUGACUCGUAUCUUACAGGCUGCUCUGUCUGGCAAUGCAAGAAUCUCUGUCAUUUGCACCAUCAAUCCAACGUUUGCCUCUAAAGAUGAGUCACUCAACACACUACGAUUUGCUCAGCGUGCAAAAUUGGUCAAAACUGCAGCCAAAAUGACCCGAAUUCUGGAUAAUUCAGAGCUACAAAACUGCCUCUUGCAGAUUGCCAAACUACAAACAGAGAUGCAAGAGAAAAAUGAUUUGGAAGCUGAAACUAGGGAAAGAUUGACCAACUUGUUGGGUUUGAUCCUGACCAGCUCCAAAGACCAUGGCAGUAAUGAAGGCCGAGAAGGCAGUGACAUGUAUGCUCGACUGUCCAAUAUUACUUCAGAGGACUUGAAGAAUGAUGCCACUAUGAGAGAUGUAGUUGCUCGCUGUGAAGAAGGCAUUGCAGCACAAGUAACAGCACACAACAAGCAGAUGGCCAAAAUGACCAAUACGUUGGAGUCAAUGCAAGACAUGAUCCAAGUAAUGGAAGCUGCCAGUGACAAACAACAAGAUGCUCUUGUUAAAAGGGAUGCUCAUAUUGCUAAACUAGAGCAAGAACUAGCCCAAGCCAAGGCCAGCGCCACGAUGAGACCUUCCAAGAUGCCUGUAAGUGGACCCUCCACAUCGACCUCAUCAACCACCGCCAAGAAGCCUGCCUCUGGCAAUCUCAAAAAGACAAUGACACCAUCUGCACCCAAUUUAGACAUGUUGACACCUGCUAUUCAACUGGCUACACAGAAAAUCACAGAAGCCAUCUCAAAUGGUCUACAAUUGGACACAAAUAGUAACCUGGAUGAUGACGACUAUGACAUGUUAUCAGCAUCAUCAUCAACUGAUCAAUUGCCCUCUGCUGAUAUUUCAACAGCUAUUCAUUCCAUUAUUCGUAAAGCGCUUUUUUCUUCCUCUUCCUCACAUACAAACAACAACAACAGCGACAACACUAUGAGUCAACACGACAUUGACUGUGACACGUCUGCCAUUACUCACGCUAUUCAAAAUGCAUUUCAAAAUGCAGCUGCCACCGAAGCUGCGGCCCCUUCGACUACGAGUGGCGACAAUCAUACCACUGAAUUUACCCCUAUUCAAGAAGCUGUUUCAUUCGUGCAAUCUUCUAUAUCGAGGAGCUUUGUUAUGGAGUCUGCUGUAUUCAUUGAAGAGAAAGAACCUGUUGCUAGUAAUGUAGAGGAAGCUGAUUUACCCCAACUGGUGCAAGAGGAGGAGGAUUUUAGUGGUGACGAUGCCGCCUUCUCCGAGACAGAUGCCACUGAUGUACUUACUGAAGAUGAAGAGGAAGGAGAAUUUUCAUCUGUAGAAGAACUCGUCCAGCAUGUAUUGGAUAAGCGUGAACUCUUGCCUAGCAACAACAAGUCCAAAGUGCCUCCACCGCAUUACGAGCCUUAUACAGCCUCCAUCAGACAACCCUCUGUUUUACCCAUCCUCUUUAAUCGCUGGACACUCUUUGCUGCUAUUGUAUUCGUCUUGUCUCAAUGGUCCUAG